AUGGCGCGACAUCAAGUUGACGUGAUGGCCGUUAACGAGACAUGGCUUAGAACUGGAGAAGAGGCACGCGCUCCCAUUGUUCCCGGAUACCAUCUACGUCAUAUACCUCGUCCUGUUGAUAUUCGUACGCGCGGCGGAGGCGUAGGCUUUUACAUAAGAUCUGGACUAAAUACUCGUGUUCUUAAACACCCACACACACCAUCGGUAGAACAAAUGUGGAUAAGUAUUAACAUCAACGCUAAAAAACUAGUAAUUGGUACUGCAUACCGUCCUCCAUGGCUAGAUCUUGACAUAUUCAUUGAUGCUCUUACUAAUUCUCUAACUACAUUUUCAGGAUUCGAUCAUACCAUUUUACUCGGAGAUUUCAAUACCAACCUUCUAAAUGUUCAAAAUUCUCAAACAAAAAAACUUAGAGAAUUUUUAGACUACAUAAACUUAUCACAACAUGUUACUGAGCCAACACAUUAUACUGAACACAGUACUACGUUAAUAGAUCUUAUAUGUUCUAAUGUAAGAACAACGCAUGUAUGUAUCGAUUAUAUACGUGAACUCAGCAAUCAUGCUUUCUUAACCUGUACUUUUGAUGUAAGAAAAGAUAAACCGAAACCAAAUUGGAUACAUUAUAGACCAUUAAAGGAUAUCGAUAUGAUUGAAUUUAAUACAGCUAUUAAUUCUAUUGCAUGGGAAUCACUCUUAACUGAAGACGUUAACGAAUGUGUAAAUAAUUUUAAUCAUGAAAUAAUUAAAUUAUUUGAUAGAUAUGCUCCUAUUAAGACAAUUUUUGUUAAGGACUAUACAUACCCCUGGAUAACUGAUACAAUUAAACUAAUGAUGAAGUUACGUGAUAGGGCUUAUGUUAGAAGUUGUAAAACUAAAUUGAGUUCACAUAAAGAAUACUAUAAACAGUUAAAACGUACAGUUAAUAUUGCCUUACAUCGUGAAAAAUCUGCGUACUUUAAUCAAUAUAUAAAUAAAAACAUAAAUGAUCCUAAAACUUUAUGGAAAAAUGUUAAAAAUAAUGUUGGUAAUUUUAAAACUAAAGUUAAAGAACUGCCACCUCAUUUACGUGAUCCAGAUGCCAUAAAUGCCUUUUUUCUUGACCUACCUAAUAAUAAUGUUCCUGAUAUUUCUGAUUAUUACACUUUGCUUUAA
Molecule: messenger RNA, 1152 nt
Organism: Achroia grisella
Lineage: Eukaryota; Metazoa; Arthropoda; Insecta; Lepidoptera; Pyralidae
Exons: 1
Coding region: 1-1152 (383 amino acids)
Molecular function (GO): catalytic activity
Source: RefSeq, a predicted model, not a curated record